AAGCUUCGUUCAUUCUUCCAUCUAGGUUUUAAUCAGUUUAUUGACAUCUUUUUAAAACCUAGAUAAUAUAUAAAAAGAAGCAAAAACUAUUCUUCAUUGUUCGCGUAUACUAGAAACGGAUAUUAUCCAAUUUUACGGUCAGAAAUGGCACGGCCGAAAUAUCAGUGGGCGUGUUUGUUCAUUUGCCUAUUUAGUGUAGUACGGAAGAUUGAUGGGGUUAACGUUACUCUUACCGUUCUAGACUCCGCCACGUCUAAAGGAGCAGUUUGUCUGGACGGAAGUCCACCGGGAUUUUACUAUGAUAAAGGAUACGGCGAAGGAGUGAAUAAAUGGGUGAUAUUUCUAGAGGGAGGAGGGUGGUGCCAGAAUGGUUUAGAUUGCAAGAAUCGAGCCUAUGGGAGAUUAGGAUCUUCCAAGGCCAUGAACCCCACGAAUAAUUUGGGUGACAUGUUAAGCGAAAGCUCAACAGAAAAUCCAGAUUUUUUUAACUGGCAUAGAGUUCAUGUUGCUUAUUGUGAUGGAUCGUCUUAUACCGGUGAUGUUGAAGAAGUUGAUCCUGCUACCAAUGACGUUUAUAGAGGAGCAAGAAUUUUUGAUGCAUUAAUGGAACACUUUUUAGCACAAGGAAUGAAAGAUGCAACAAAUGCAAUCCUUGCAGGUAAUUCAGCUGGGGGACUUGCUACGAUAAUACAUUGUGAUCGUUUUCAUGCUCUUUUCCCAAGCACCACCAGAGUGAAGUGCCUUGCCGAUUCUUCCUACUUUAUACAUGAUGAUAAAAUACAAGGAGACAAACUAUUUGAAACCAGCUUUGAGUUUUUGGUUAAUACAAUGGGAUCAGCUAAAUCCUUGCCUCAAGAAUGCACUUCAAAAAUGAAACCAUCGCUGUGUUUCUUCCCUCAAAAUUUACUACAAUAUAUCAAGACACCGGUCUUUCUUACCAUGUCAGCAUUUGACCAAAUUCAGAUGAGGUAUGGGUUGACUCCAUCAUUCGAAAAGUGUGCUGUGUAUAAUAAUUGCUCUGCCUUUGAGUUAAAAACUAUCCAAGAUCAAAGAAUGGACUUCUUAAGCCUACUUCCAAAAAGUGACUCCUCAUCAACAGCAAUUUGGGUCCCUAAUUGCGUUAGUCAUGAAUUCACAUACUUUUCAUGGAAUGGACCGAAUAAAAUCAAAGUCAUGGGAGACAAGACAUACGCAGAAGUAUUCGGUGAUUGGUAUUUUGACCGGAACACAAGUCCGAUUCGGGCGAUUGACCGGUCCGACAUGCCCGUUGACUGCACUGCAUUUGGGCAACACCCACGUUGAAUUAUAAUUUUCGUAGAUUACAUGUCAGGAGUUAAAAAGAACAAUAAUAUAUACUCCGUAUAUAUAUACUCGAUCUGUAUAUAACAGUGGAAUGUGUAAACCAAGAUUAUAUAUAUAUACACACGAGUGACGAGACUGUAUUUGCAUUGAUGAGAAAGAAAAAAGAAAAAACUCAAAAUUAGUACAAAC
Messenger RNA from Cuscuta europaea, 1491 nucleotides. The record is from the annotation of a GenBank genome assembly. NCBI's taxonomy places the organism in Eukaryota, Viridiplantae, Streptophyta, Magnoliopsida, Solanales, Convolvulaceae.